Kickxella alabastrina is the source of this 1638-nucleotide messenger RNA. RefSeq names its product GPI transamidase component PIG-T. Gene Ontology annotation, biological process: attachment of GPI anchor to protein. Lineage: Eukaryota; Fungi; Kickxellomycota; Kickxellomycetes; Kickxellales; Kickxellaceae. The transcript has 2 exons. The annotation marks the transcript as partial. Gene Ontology annotation, cellular component: GPI-anchor transamidase complex. The record is from RefSeq and is a predicted model, not a curated record.
GCAGGCACAACACGGCGCGAGUCGUUUACCGAGGACCUUAUGAUAAAGCCACUGGCCGACGGCAAGGUCCUGCUGCACUUUGAAUUUGUGAUUGAGCGGAGUCUGGCAGGCGCCAGCAACGACAGCCAGCUUGCGCACCACUACCACCUGUUUCCGCGGCAAAUCGGCGAAAUCGCGCAGCGGUACAACGUCGACGAGCUGCACCUGGCAUUCACGCAGGGAAACUGGAGAGAGGCCAGGUGGGGGUACCCGCCAGUCAACUCGCAGGGCGUCGGUGCCGAGGUGCGCGCGCGGAUUAGGGGCGCCGAAGAGCAAUCUGCAGCGCAGUGGAAGGGCCUGACGAACGCGCUGUCGGGGGUCUUUUGCGCGUCGCUGAAUUUCAUUGACGAGACCAACACUAUCACGCCGCAGCUGACAUUUACCGACGAGUCCGCAUCCAGCAGCACGAAAGAAGGCAUCUUGCGGCAGGGAUAUUUGCCGCGAGAGAACGUGUGCACGGAGAACCUCACUCCGUGGAUUAAGCAGCUGCCCUGCCAGUCCAAGAGUGGCGUCGGCGCGCUGCUCAACCCACAUCGGCUGUACAAUAUGCACUUCAACUCAAUGGGCAUUUCGCUGGAGCCUGUGGGCCGGACAAGGCACGGUGGGCGGCCAGCAGCACUGCGGUAUAAGCAGCACUUAUCGGUGGUUCUCGACCCGCGCACGUUUGGUCUGGGAAGCAAGUGGACGGCUUCGGAGCUGGUGGGGAUGCAGCUGGCACCAGCGUGCCCAGUUGCCGAGCGGAGCACGGUGCGCGUCAUCAUUGCACCUGGGUCGGGCGUGCGUGUGACGCCUGCGGCGUCAGCACUGGGAAAGCUGGCGGGGCUGGACAUGCACACCUUCGACUUGAAGAGCCAAAGGUCAAUGGGCGAGAUUGAGCUUGAGUUUGAUAGCAUGGGGGCGAAGGAGAGCCCGUUGCCGGUGUUGGGCGUACACCGCCACGUCACGGGCCAUGGCGGUAGCAGCGGGGGCGUCGAGGCGGUCAUUGUCAAUCGCGGCGACAAGGCUGUGGAUGUCACGUACAUGGACACCCUCCCAUGGUACCUCCGGGUAUACUCACACACGCUGGAGAUUCGCACACAAAGGGGCGGCGAGGGGGCGGCAGAUGCAGAUGCAGAUGCAGGUGCAGAUGCAGGUGCAGGUGCAGGUGCAGGUGCAGUGGCAGAGAGGCUGGUGCCGUCGAGGUUGCUCUUCAGCCCUGCGGUUGACCGCGGGCGACCGUCGACGAUGGAGCUGGCGCUCAGGCUGGGACCGCAGUCUCGCACGACGCUGCGCUACAGCUUUGACAAGGGCUUUUUAAAGUACACGGAGCACCCGCCGGAUGCCAACCGCGGAUUCAAUAUUGGGCCGGCUAUAGUGUCAUACACAAGCGAUGCGGACAACACCACGGCUGUUGAUGGCGGCGGCGGCGGCGGCGGCGGCUGCGUGGUGCGGGCGUAUAGCGAGUUAUUCCUGGCCAGCCUGCCGACGCCUGAUUUCUCGAUGCCCUACAACGUCAUUACAUUUACGUGCACGAUUCUCGCGCUGUUCUUUGGGCGGAUAUUCAACUUGCUGACGCGUGAUUUUGCGGUUCUUAACGAUGAAAAAGCCGGAAAGGAGGAG